Messenger RNA from Sebastes umbrosus (honeycomb rockfish), 2216 nucleotides. RefSeq names its product E74-like factor 3 (ets domain transcription factor, epithelial-specific) (gene elf3). Bases 149 to 1303 code for a protein of 384 amino acids. Lineage: Eukaryota; Metazoa; Chordata; Actinopteri; Perciformes; Sebastidae. The transcript is spliced from 9 exons. Gene Ontology annotation, molecular function: DNA-binding transcription factor activity, RNA polymerase II-specific; sequence-specific DNA binding. The record is from RefSeq and is a predicted model, not a curated record. Gene Ontology annotation, cellular component: nucleus. Gene Ontology annotation, biological process: regulation of transcription by RNA polymerase II; cell differentiation.
UAAAGGUCCACAGGUGGGUAAAUGCAGCAGCAGGUGCAUCUUUUGCCUCAGAGACACGGGUUUACACAGAGAGACACUCGCUCACACUGACACUCUGUCUUGGAGCAUAAUUCAUCAUAUUAAGACUCGUGCUGUAAUCAGUGUCUCCAUGGCAUCGCCGUGCCUCAGCAGCAUCCUGACCAAUGCCAACCUCACCAUGUAUCAGAACGGCAUCCCCGAUGUCCUGCCGCAGCAGCGAAGUGUGCUGCCCAGCAUCAACACCCUGCAUAUCAGCAACUCGACAUACAACUCCAACACGAGCGGCCAGUGGUACAGGCAGACCAGCCCUCACUUGUGGACCGCAGAACACGUCCUGGAGUGGAUCAGCGACCACGUAGAGAACACAAAGUUUGACGCAAGCACCCUGAGUUUGGCCUACUGUGCCAUGGACGGCUCCACUCUCUGCCACAUGAACCGGGAACAAAUGGUCGGGGUGUUCGGCCCACAGCUCGGGCUCCAGCUCCACCAGAGUCUGCUGGAACACAAGACCAGAUAUGAGCUGCAGCUGUCAGAACCAGAGCUGAACGAGACCUGCCAGCUCCUGGACCACUUCCUGGACAACCUGAACUUCCCUUUGCUCAGCACCAUUAGAAUUGGCCAAGGUGAAGGAAUCGUCAGCAAGAGGGAGAUUGACUACAGGGAUGAUUACGGUCUUACUAAUCUGAACAUGGAGCCCAUGACACCUGUGCGCGACACGGAGUACCUGUCUGAUAACCAGUCUGACAGCGAGUACAGCUCCUCCUCCAACAGUGGCCUGUUCGACUUCUCAAACCUCGGCUCACCGGAGUCCGGCAGCGGCGAAUCGGACCCGGAGUUCUCCUACCCUGCUAUUUCUAAGGUGCACAUCAAGACAGAGAAAGGAGAGUCUCGCCUGAAGCGCCCCCGGGGGCGACCUCCCAAAGUCAGCAGAGAGCACAGCAGCAGCAUCUACGACAGUCCGAAGAAGAACAAACACGCGCCCCGCGGCACUCACCUGUGGGAGUUCAUCAGGGACAUCCUGAUCCAUCCAGAGAGGAACCAGGGCAUGAUGAAGUGGGAGGACCGCCGCGAGGGCGUCUUUAAGUUCCUCAAGUCCGAGGCUGUGGCUCAGAUGUGGGGCCAGAAAAAGAAGAACAGCAGCAUGACGUACGAGAAACUCAGCCGCGCCAUGAGGUAUUACUAUAAGAGGGAGAUCCUGGAGCGGGUCGACGGCCGGAGGCUCGUGUACAAAUUUGGAAAGAACUCGAGCGGCUGGAAGACUGAAGAGAUCGGCAUGGGCAUGUGAGGCAUCAGGCAGAGAGCGGGUGGAAACCGAAGAGCCAAUCCGAGUUCAGGAACUAGAAAACCGUUGGGUGGCUCGUCUGGCAAAGAAAAACCCCUUGCUGCCCACAUGUUUAAGACACUAACUUCCUCUCAGAAGGAAGGUGUUGCAGAAAAUGUAAGCCAUUGUUUUUGGCUCUAGUAGGUUUUAUGAACCAAUAUUAAUGUUGUACCUUGUUUUGUGUUUAUGUAUGGCACCGCAGAAACGUUACUAUGUGAGCAGUAACUCAAAUAGACAUUGUUUUGGAUGCUUGUGUGAGUCUCAGUAAGCACUUAGAGGCUGACAACGUUUUACAAUCACACAGAAUUCACUCUGGUGUUUGUGUCGACGUCUCUGUAGCGAUGCAGGACUAACUCAUCCUCGUCUGAAAGACGUUUUGGUAUUUGUGCAUUAGUGACUGUAUUAUGUCACUGGAAAUGUUAUAUUCUUAUUUUUCUUACUUUCAUAUUGCUGUCUUGUUAUAUUCUAAAAUGUUUUCCAUGCAAAAGGUGAAAUCAGUUUAUGGAUCUGAAUGUAGUCCUCUGCUAGACGGACAAAGACAGAACAGAGAGAGAACCAGGGUGGAAUAGGGGAUGCUACUUCACGUUAAUACAGUCACGACGUGCAUUACAUGUCUAUCGGUAUCACUUAUUAUAAAGUGUGUAAAAAGUAUGUCACAUGUCUUAUAUAUAUGAUCAUCACCUGUGAACACAGUUUGUAUUAAUCAGUCAGAAAUCGCUGUUUGUGUGAUUAUUUUUUUUAAAAUUGUAUAAUAUGUGAUGAAUCCACUUUGGAUUGAUAAAUGUAUAUGUAUGUGGAGUAAGUCUCAUACCAUGUAUACUGUACCAUCUCUUUAUAAAUGGCAUAUUGUUUUUAAAGAAAUACAUUUUUGACAUGU